AUGGGUCUCCUCGACAGCAUCUUCAAAACCAAGGCCGUCCGCGAAGACAAGCGCUCAUCCCGACUAAUCAAGCAGGACAAUAAAGCGCAGGCCCGCACAUCAAGCUCGACGCUGUGUCAGACGUGUGGUAAGCACUUUGUUCUCAACGCGAAGAUGUGCCAGGGAUGUGAAACGUGGUCCAAAGUUCCGCAGAAACCUUACUGA
Morchella importuna is the source of this 204-nucleotide messenger RNA. RefSeq lists its product as uncharacterized. The coding region runs from base 1 to 204 and encodes 67 amino acids. The transcript is spliced from 2 exons. The record is from RefSeq and is a predicted model, not a curated record. NCBI's taxonomy places the organism in Eukaryota, Fungi, Ascomycota, Pezizomycetes, Pezizales, Morchellaceae.